Molecule: messenger RNA, 684 nt
Organism: Cicer arietinum (chickpea)
Lineage: Eukaryota; Viridiplantae; Streptophyta; Magnoliopsida; Fabales; Fabaceae
Source: RefSeq, a predicted model, not a curated record
UCUCUAGUGCUGCAAUUAUUAUAACAAAUCCAUCAUCCUAUUAUUGACCAAAUUGAACAUUUGAGAAAACACUAAGAUCGUGAUAACCAUGGCAAGUACUAAUAGAAGCUUAAUCUUUGCAACAUUAAUGCUUACUACAUGCAUCUUAAUGUUAGGAAUUUCCGGUCAAUUAGAAUGUGGUGGUAACUUGAAUGGAAUUGUAACCCAAUGUAGACAAUAUGUUGAAUUCAGUGGGCCAAUAGUUCAACCAUCAGAAGCUUGUUGCCAAGCAUUGAAUGGUGCUGAUAUUACAUGUUAUUGCAAAUAUGCAACCCCUCGUAUUGAAAGAAUGAUUAGCAUGGAAAAAGCAAUGUUUGUAGUUAAUUCUUGCCAUUGCAGAAAUAUUCCUACCGACCAAUGUGGAAGUUAUACUAUUCCUCAUCCUCCUCCUGCAAAAGCGUGAGGACAACAUUGGACGCAUGCAACUUGUGUUAUAGCUUGACAUCCAUUAUCUCUAUGAAAUUAUGAAUAAAAUGAUGAUACAAGCCAAUGCGUCUUUUCUAAUAUUUAUUUGUGAAUAAAUUGUAUUUGGCAUGUUUCCUUUAAGUUGUAUUACCUGAGUUCAAUGACUGAUCUCAGUGUUAUUAACUUAAAAAAUGUCAAAGUUUAAUUUCCCUCUUAAUUGCUUUAAUUUUAUUUUCUCAA